Octodon degus (degu) is the source of this 1845-nucleotide messenger RNA. RefSeq names its product leucine rich repeat, Ig-like and transmembrane domains 1 (gene Lrit1). The transcript is spliced from 4 exons. Gene Ontology annotation, molecular function: protein binding. The record is from RefSeq and is a predicted model, not a curated record. Bases 1 to 1845 code for a protein of 614 amino acids. Gene Ontology annotation, cellular component: endoplasmic reticulum membrane. Lineage: Eukaryota; Metazoa; Chordata; Mammalia; Rodentia; Octodontidae.
AUGUGGGUGGCUGUGGGCAUGCUCUGGCUCCUGGCUCUUGGGGAGCUGCCCCAGGCCUGGGGUUCCUGCCCCACUCAGUGCAGCUGCAGCCUCCACAUCCUGGGUGAUGGCAGCAAGUCCAGGACUGUGGUGUGCAGCGACCCCGACAUGACCUUGCCACCUGCAUCCCUCCCCACGGACACUUGCCGGCUUCGCCUGGAGCGCACCGCCAUGCGCAGGGUGCCAGGCGAGGCCUUUCGGGCUUUGGGCCGCCUGGAGCAGCUCUGGCUUCCCUAUAACGCGCUCGGCGAGCUCAGCGCGCUCAUGCUGCGCGGCCUCCGGCGACUGCGCGAGCUGCGGCUGCCCGGGAACCGCCUGGCAGCCUUUCCCUGGGCUGCGCUCAGGGACGCCCCCCAGCUGCGGCUGCUGGACCUGCAGGCCAAUCACCUGGCCAUAGUGCCUCCCGAGGCCGCGCGCUUCCUGGGCAACCUCACCUUCCUGGACCUCUCCAGCAACCAGCUGAUGAGGCUCCCGCAGGAGCUGCUGCUUUCCUGGGCGCACUUGAAGAGCGGGCCCUUCCUUCCCGGCCUCCAUGCCAGGCUGGUCCUAGGGCUGCAAGACAACCCCUGGGCAUGUGACUGCCGACUCUAUGACCUGGUCCAUCUCCUGGAUGGCUGGGCUGAAAACUUGGUCUUCAUCGAGGCCAGACUGAGGUGUGCCAGCCCACGUAACCUGGCCGGAGUAGCCUUUAGCCAGCUGGAGCUGAGGAAGUGCCAAGGCCCAGAGGUCCGUCCUGGGGUGACCAGCAUCAGGUCCCCCUUGGGCAGCUCUGUAUUGCUACGUUGUGGAGCCACUGGGAUCCCUGGACCUGAGAUGAGCUGGAGAAGGGCCAAUGGGCGCCCACUCAAUGGCACAGUGCACCAGGAAAUUUCUAGUGAUGGCUCAAGCUGGGCUCUCCUGGACCUGCCUGUAGUGUCGCACUUUGAUUCUGGAGACUACAUCUGCCAGGCCAAGAAUUUUCUGGGGGCCUCAGAGACGCUCAUCUCCCUGAUUGUCACUGAGCCCCAGACCCCCACAGAAGACAGCUGGAGCCCAGAGGUGAGGUGGGCGAGAACAGGCGUUGGAGGAGAGGCUGCUGCUUACAACAAGCUGGUGGCCAGGCAUGUGCCCCGGGUGCCCAAGCCUGCCUUGCUGGCCGUGAGGCCCUCCAUGCCCAGUGUGAAGCAGGAGCUGGCCCUGCAGCACUUCCAGCUGGACGCACCGGGGGAGCUCUCACAGGAGCAGGAGGAACCAGUGGUGAGGUCACUCAAGGUGGUGGGGGACACCUAUGACAGUGUGUCCCUGGUGUGGAAGGUGCCCCAGGCUGGGAACACAACAGCCUUCAGCGUCCUCUAUGCUGUCUUUGGGCAGCGUGACAUGCAGCGGGUGACGGUGCAGCCAGGCAUGACCAGUGUUACCAUCCAGGGGCUGACCCCCAAGACUAAGUACGUGGCAUGUGUGUGCGCACGAGGCCAGGUGCCACGCAAGGAGCAGUGCGUCAUCUUCUCCACCGACGAGGUGGCAGAGGCUGAGGGCACCCAGCGGCUCAUCAACAUGGUAGUGAUCAGCGUGGCAGCCACCACUGCCCUUCCGCCCACACUGCUUGUGUGCUGCGGGGCGCUCCGCAGACGCUGCCGCAAGUGUCGCGCACGAGGCUCUGGGGAGGCAGCGGGUGCCUACAUGCAUCUAGAGAGACUGGCUCGCGGGGAAGACGGCUCUGAGGAGCUAUCCAGGCAGAGCCUCAGUGGAGAGGCUGACAGGCUCCUCUCUGCACGCUCCAGCCUAGACUCCCAGGCAGGCAGGCGCAUCAAUGAGUACUUCUGCUGA